Odobenus rosmarus divergens (Pacific walrus) is the source of this 1424-nucleotide messenger RNA. It is a transcript of the gene TNFSF8, whose product is annotated as tumor necrosis factor (ligand) superfamily, member 8. The coding region runs from base 297 to 1001 and encodes 234 amino acids. Gene Ontology annotation, molecular function: tumor necrosis factor receptor binding. Gene Ontology annotation, biological process: immune response; CD8-positive, alpha-beta T cell differentiation. The record is from RefSeq and is a predicted model, not a curated record. Gene Ontology annotation, cellular component: membrane. Lineage: Eukaryota; Metazoa; Chordata; Mammalia; Carnivora; Odobenidae. The transcript is spliced from 4 exons.
AACUGUCAUUUUCUUACUUGCCCUCUGACAUUAAUCACCUUCUCUGGAGCUACAGUUGCUCUGUACUCAGAUUCAUCCCUGGCUGGCAAUGAAAAAUGAGCCUCUCCCCCACCCUUGCUGCCGCGUUUCACCUCACGCCCCCAGAGAAGAGUUUCUUCGUGUGGCAGCCGGUGAAGGUUUUUUUCCACGUCACAUGAUCCAGGAUGCAGGGGGAGAAUCCUUCUUGGAACAGAGAUGGGCCCAGAAGUGAAUCAGAUGAGGACAGAUAAAGUGUGCUGUGGGAAGACUAUAUAAGAAUGGACCCAGGGCUGCAGCAAGCACUCACCCGAGUGGCCCCUUCUCAAGACACAGCCAUGCAUGUACCAGCAGGCUCCGUCACCAGCCACUUGGGAACCACGAGCCGUGGCUAUUUCUACUUCACCACCACCGCGCUGGCUCUGUGUCUCGUCUUUGCUGUGGCAACCAUUAUGAUGUUGGUAGUUCAGAAGACGGACUCCAUUCCCAACCCACCGGGAAAAUUCCCCCUUAAAGGAGGAAAUUGCUCAGAGGACAUCUCAUGUAUACUGGAAAAGGCUCCGUUCAAGAAGUCAUGGGCCUACCUGCAAGUGUCAAAGCAUAUAAACAAAUCCAAGUUGUCUUGGAACAAAGAUGGCAUUGUCCAUGGAGUCAGAUAUCAGGAUGGGAAUCUGGUAAUCCAGUUCCCAGGUUGGUAUGUCAUCAUUUGCCAACUGCAAUUUCUCGUGAAAUGCCCAGAACAUUCUGUUGACCUGAAGUUGGAGCUUCUCAUCAACAAAGACGUCAAAAAGCAGACACUGGUGACAGUGUGUGAGUCUGGAGCACAAACCAAAAACAUAUACCAAAAUCUCUCUCAAUUCUUGCUGGAGCACCUCCAGGUCAACACCACCAUAUCAGUCAAGGUGGAUAAAUUCCAGUAUGUGGAUACAAACACCUUUCCUCUUGAGAAUGUGUUGUCUAUCUUCUUAUAUAGUAGUUCAGACUGAACCAUUUCUUCUGGUCUUCAGGAAGAAAGCCACUCUCUACCAUACAGUACUUCAUCCAUCCAAACACUUGGGCAAAAAGAAAACUCUAGACCAAGACUAAAACCAUAAAGUAUACUAAAUAAUAUGCUUCUCCUUCUGUCUCUUGGGAAGAUACAGCUCCAGGGUUUAAAAAAACAAAAAACAAAAAAACAGUUUUGAGUGAAGUAUCUUUCAAAUUGAAGGCAGGGAAGCAAGACAGUAUGGUGGGAAAAGCCCCACAUGGGUAUCAGAAGGGAUGAAUUUAUGCCCUGGCCCAACCACUAACUCACUCACUGUAUGAUCUGGAGCUAUUCCUUUCCCCUCCCUGGAACUCUGGAUCCAUGUCUGAAAAAUGAAGGGGCUGGAUUUGAAUCUUUCCAAAAUCUCUUCCAUCUCAAAAGACCA